Molecule: messenger RNA, 1459 nt
Organism: Hylaeus volcanicus
Lineage: Eukaryota; Metazoa; Arthropoda; Insecta; Hymenoptera; Colletidae
Product: hemolymph lipopolysaccharide-binding protein-like
Exons: 4
Coding region: 513-1373 (286 amino acids)
Source: RefSeq, a predicted model, not a curated record
CGCUUUCUUCCCGUACAACUGGAACUUACGUUUGUCGUAUUUAAACUAGUACUUCUUUUUGCGACCUCGUCGAAUUCGCGAAUCCUGCGCAGAUUAAUUCUCUUGGAAAUUAAUUUAUUUAGUUCCGUGCCCGUGUACGGGUGACGUGGCGAUCAACGUGGUAAACCGCGACGCGAAACUUCUUUUAAGUUACGAGCAAAAAAAGUUGAUGGAACAGGAUCGACCAGUUUGACGCAGCAAAAAUGAUUGUACGACGAAUAUAUCCAUCCCAACGAUUCCGUUGCGUCUGCGACCGUCCGCUGAUCGAAACUGGAUCAUUUUUGUACGCGCGAGUCGAAUUCGGGGCGUACAUCGAGAAGAAUUCGUCGUGUUACAUCGAGAAGAGUCGUCGAUUAAGAGCUACGCAUUGUAUUCGUCGCUUAUUAUUGAAAUUAAAGAUUGCUAACAUCUAUCCGCACUCGCUCGAUUACCCCACCACGGGACUCUUGUUGCGAUAGUGGGGAUUCCGCGAGAUGAGCUGGUCCAAGAUUGGAAAUACUGGAACUACUACUCCGCCGAGUAAAAAUUAUUGCCCGUGUCCGAAGCACGCAGACGACGCCCAGUCGGUGAAUCUCCGCGAACCGUGGCUGAUCGUCUCCGUCGUCGAGCGAACGUUGCCUGGAUUUUUUCCCGAUCGGUCGGUGAACGGCGAAGAGCUUCGAGGAUCGAUCGUUUGCAGGAUCUUUACAAACGUGUUGAGAAGCCACGGACGGUCGACCGUACAAGUUGUCUCCGAGAUGUUCAAGCGCACGGUAAUCGUCCUCGCCUUUUUGAACGGAAUGCUUAGCGACGUAGCAUCCGUCGCUGGCGAAACUUACGACUCAGGUCGCUCGUCCGCGGACUCCGUGCAGUGCCAAAACAAUUACGACGCGGACAAGCAGUCGUUUUUCGUUAACGGCCGGCAACGCGGUACUCCCAACGACACGAAGAUGAAAGAAGGGUACACCAUCACGCGCGGCAUCGGAGCUCACAAGCUGUUUAACAAGAGGCUCAAGUGGAACGCGGCUCGCCAGGUCUGCAUGAGAGACGGAGGUUACUUGGCUAUUAUAAACUCGGUGGCCGAGGAGAGCGUGCUGCUGCGAUAUAUGGAGCAGCAGAACAUCGGGGAAGCCUGGCUAGGUAUACACGAUCUAUACGAAGAGGGAGACUGGGUGACUCUUACGGGCGAGUCGCUGGAAGAAGCUGGCUUCGACAAAUGGACCACGGCGUUCGCGAACGAGCCCGACAAUUACGGAGGGAACCAGAACUGUGGAAUCCUCGUAAAAGCCAGCGGCCUCGACGACGUCGUGUGUACUCUGCCCUACUUCUACAUCUGCGAGAUCGACAUCGUCUGAUCUCGUCAGUUCCACCCAUGAUCCACGUUCCACGUUCCACGAUUAUUUUAAUUGGUUCAAUAAACUUUUUUUUUAAAAAAAAAAAA